This is a messenger RNA of Taeniopygia guttata (zebra finch), 950 nucleotides long. It is a transcript of the gene RIDA, whose product is annotated as reactive intermediate imine deaminase A. The record is from RefSeq and is a predicted model, not a curated record. Gene Ontology annotation, cellular component: cytosol; mitochondrion. Gene Ontology annotation, molecular function: deaminase activity. Lineage: Eukaryota; Metazoa; Chordata; Aves; Passeriformes; Estrildidae.
GCCCCGGCACUGCGCAUGCGCACUCCUACAGCACAGCCCUUAGGGACUACAUUUCCCAUAGGCCCCCGCGGGCGGUGGGGGGCGGGGCGUGCUCCGGCUGGCGCUAAGGGGAGGGAGCGCAGGGGGGCGGCCGCGGCAGUCGCGGCUGCUUCAGCACCGGCUCCAGCCAUGGCCUCGCUCGUGAAGAAAAUAAUCAGCACUACCAAGGCCCCUGCACUGGGUCCCUACAGCCAAGCCGUGCUGGUGGAUCGGACGAUGUACAUUGCAGGGCAGAUAGGGCUGGAACCUUCCACUGGGCAGCUUGUCUCUGGAGGGGUAAAGGAGGAAGCCAAGCAGGCUCUAAAAAACAUGGGAGAAAUCCUGAAAGCUGCAGGCUGUGACUAUGGCAAUGUUGUGAAGACUACAGUUUUGAUGGCAGACAUGAAGGACUACAAUGAUAUUAACGAUAUUUACAAACAAUUUUUCAAGGCAAACUUCCCAGCCAGAGCAGCCUAUCAAGUUGCUGCUUUGCCCAGAGGGGCCAGAGUUGAAAUUGAAGCUAUUGCUAUUCAGGGACCUCUCCAAGAUGCUUCAGCAUGACUAUAAGUAGAGACUGGAUAUCUUACAAUGACAGUUUUAGAUUUAGUUAAUACUUCUUACAUCCAAUUCCUACAGCUGAUUAACAGCAGUUACACACAGUUUAAAUCAGUAAACUUACUGAGGAAAGGUGCUUUCUUCAGGACUUACAGCAAGUUCUCUGCUGGCAAACUCUGAAAAGUGCCUGAGUCCUGCUAAAAUCAGCUAAGCCAGAUUGUAGGACAGGACCUGCCCUUUGUGGAGGUGACUGGAUAUUCAGGUAUUAAGGUACAUACCUGGGUGAGUGUAUUAGAGUUAUACUAUGGGUGAUCUGGACAGGAAAACUAUACUGAUUUGUAAUAGUAGGUUUUUAGUAAAAAAAAUUAAAUCAGAAA